Molecule: messenger RNA, 3406 nt
Organism: Prinia subflava (tawny-flanked prinia)
Lineage: Eukaryota; Metazoa; Chordata; Aves; Passeriformes; Cisticolidae
Gene: CSAD
Product: cysteine sulfinic acid decarboxylase
Exons: 14
Coding region: 1592-3091 (499 amino acids)
Biological process (GO): taurine biosynthetic process; carboxylic acid metabolic process
Cellular component (GO): cytoplasm
Molecular function (GO): pyridoxal phosphate binding; sulfinoalanine decarboxylase activity
Source: RefSeq, a predicted model, not a curated record
CGGGGCACUGGAACUGGGAGGUGUGAAAUACAAAGUUGUGUUUCGUGUCAGGGAAAUAAAAAGAAUCUGUGUAAUUGUAAUUGUAGAACACGGCCAUGGGACAGUUAUAAAGAUGAGUUCCAAUAAACAACCGAGGAAAGUGUGGAAGGAGGUUUUUGAACAAACUUUGCUUGCAAUUACCUAUUACAAGUCUCAGGCUAUUGUGUAAUAAGUGUCUUUGAAUUAUAACUUUAGAAGCUUGUUUCGUAUUAAAGAAUUUUAAACUGUAGUUUUAGAAUGUAAAAAGGCUUUCUCACAGACUGGUAGAAAAAACAUCCUGGAUAUGGAAGAAAGAUUUCAGCUCACUGAUCUAUGGUUCCUGAAAAAGGAAAACUGAACAUCGCUAGCAAAGACUGAUAGACCUGGAAAACAGAAACUGGACCCCACAUCUGGAAGCUGGACCCCACCACUGGGGAUACAGAUCCUGGAUAUACAUCCUGGAAUAUUGAAAUUUAAAUAGACCACAAUAGGUAUUGAAUAAUGACGUUAAAAAUUGGAAAUAGAAACUGCUGAGAAAAGCUUAUGAAUAUAGCAAAUAAAACCCCAGCAAGUCCAGCAAUGGGUGUGCAGUCAGAGGGAAAAUCCUUCCACGGUACCCAGUGCUGUCUGUGCUCACACUUUACCAUGCUAAUUAAUCAAUUAUUAAAUUGAAUUGCUGCUUGACAUAUUGGCUGUGUCAGUGUCUCAUUUCUAACAGAGGGACACUGGGAAUGGGUGUGGGGACACCGGGGACAGGGGAGAUACCAAACACUGGUGCAGGGACACACUGGGAAUGAUGGGGCUGCACUGGGGAUGGGGAUCCACUGGGGACAGGAGGGACAUUGGGGACCCCGGGAAUGGGUGGGGGCCACACUGGGAAUGGCUUUUGGGGACACUGGGAAUGGGAGGACAUAUAGGGUCACCAUUCCUCCCUCUUCCCACAGAUCUGGGACACAGUCCCUGCCUCCUGUCCCCAGAACCCUCUGGGGCUCCUUCCUGGACUUUGCCCCUUGCCCCUUGGCAACGUGACCAGAGGAAAAUUCCAUCCUGGGGAGGGGAGAGAGAGGAGCCAGCAGAGCCUGAUCCCAGGAAAAGCUUCUCUGGGGAGCACCCAGUUCUGGGAUCACCUGGUGCCAGGAUCACCUCAUCCCAGGAGAACCUGGUGCUGGCAGCACUGAUCCUGGAAAAUUCCAGCUGGCAGAGGUGAGAGGAGCUGGGAGCACCUGAGUCUAGAGAGCCUGAUCCCUGGAGAAACCCAUCCUGGGAACACCUAAUUUUGUCAUCAUCUUCUCCCAGAAUUACCUCAUUCCAGAAUAACAUAAUCCUGGGAUCACUUUAUCCCAGGAGAAUUUCAUCCUGAGAGAACCUUAUCCCAGGAGCGCCUCAUUCCAGGGAGAAGCUCACCCUGAGAUCACCUUAUCUCAGGAGAACCUUGCCCCAGGAUCCCUUUAUCCCAGGAUUAACUCCUUCCAGGAGAAGCUCAUCCUGGGAUUCCCCAUCCUGUUGCCUUCUGCCAAUCCCAGGCCCAGGGUCCCUCCCAGUGCCCUUCCGGCUCUCCCCGUGUUCUCCUGCCAUGGCUGAGGCCUCUGGGAUUUGGGACAGCAUCCCAUUGGAUGAUCCCGGCCUGGACAUCGCCGCCGGGGAAGAAUUCCUGCAGGAAGUGUUCCAGAUCCUGCUGGAGGAGGGCGUGCAGAAGAGCACGGACGUGACACAGAAGGUGUGUGUGUGGAAGGAGCCCCAGGAGCUGCGGGAGCUGCUGGAUCUGGAGCUGCGCAGCGAUGGGGAGGGGCAGGAGCGGCUCCUGCAGCGCUGCCGGGACGUGCUGCGCCUCAGCGUCCGCACGGGUCACCCCCGGUUCUUCAACCAGCUUUUCUCGGGGCUGGACCACCACGCCCUGGCCGGGCGGUUCCUCACCGAGACCCUCAACACGAGCCCGUACACAUACGAGGUGGCCCCAGUGCUGGUGCUGAUGGAGGAGCAGGUCCUGGCCAAACUCCGGGAGCUUGUGGGAUGGAGCAGCGGCGACGGGAUCUUCGCUCCUGGGGGCUCUAUGUCCAACAUGUUGGCUAUGAACGUGGCGCGAUUCCGGCGUUUCCCGGAGAGCCGGAGCAGAGGGAACUGGGACCUGCCUCGCCUGGGCCUGUUUGCAUCCCAGGAGAGCCAUUAUUCCAUCCUAAAAGGAGCUGCUCUCCUGGGAAUCGGCACGGACAACGUUCACCUGGUGCGGACAGAUGAGAGGGGGAAGAUGAUUCCGGAAGAGCUGGAGAAGGAGAUCCUGAGGGUGAAAGCUGAGGGCUCAGAGCCCCUCUUUGUGUGUGCCACGAGUGGCACCACUGUCCUGGGCGCCUUCGACCCGCUGGACGCCAUUGCCGACAUCUGUGCCCGUCACGGGCUGUGGCUGCACGUGGAUGCAGCGUGGGGGGGCAGCGCCCUCCUGUCCCCUCAACUCCGUCACCUCCUUGCCGGCAUCCACAGAGCUGACUCGGUGACCUGGAACCCUCACAAGCUGUUGAUGGUGGGGUUGCAGUGCUCGGCAUUCCUGCUCCGCGACAGCUCCGGGCUCCUGCAGCGCUGCCACGGUGUGGGGGCCUCCUACCUGUUCCAGCGGGACAAGUUUUAUGACGUGUCCCUGGACACGGGGGACAAGAGCCCCCAGUGCGGCCGCCGCGCCGACGGCCUCAAGCUCUGGAUCCUCUGGAAAGCCGUGGGAACGCGGGGGCUGGCACGGCGUGUGGAGAGGGCGUUCGCUGCCACUCGGUAUCUGUUGGAGCAGGUGAAGAGGAGGGAGGGAUUCCAGCUGGUGAUGGAGCCAGAAUUUAUCAACCUCUGCUUCUGGUUCAUCCCGCCCAGCCUGCGGGGCCAGGAGAGCUCCCCAGAAUUCUGGGACAAACUGGGAAAGGUGGCCCCAGCCAUCAAGGAAAAGAUGAUCCGGAGGGGCUCCAUGAUGGUGGGAUACCAACCCCAUGGAUCCCAGGUCAACUUCUUCCGGCAGAUUAUCACCAAUCCUGCUGUCACCCGCCAGGACCUGGACUUCUUCCUGGAUGAGAUCCAGGAAUUGGGAUGGGAUCUGUGAGCACUCCCAAAACCCCUAUGAAAGACCCCAAACCCUGCCCCCCAUCCACAGGGAAGGAGAGCAGAGCCUUGAUUUCCUCCCCACAUCCCAAAAUUGUAAAUGACCCAAAAUUCCACACUUACAGAAUAAAAUUGCAUUUAAAGGUCCUGAUCUGAUAAUAAUUUGAUAUAACCCCACCCCUCAAAAUGGAGUUUGGGGUAUAGGGGGUCCUUCAGUUCCCCUGGAAGUUCCAGAGGAGGUUGUAGAUUGUGGGAUCAGGAUGUAGCAGUCUUGUGACUCUCCUGAUAUUCCCAUGACUUCUUGAAGCUCCACAGG